AUGUCUUCCAAAUCCAGAUCUUUAGCCGCCACGAGCGUCGAAGAUCCACCACAUAAUAAAAAGAUGAAGCAGACAGAACAUACGUCGAUAUCGAUCCUGUCACUUCCCGACGAUCUGUUGAUAAACUGCCUAGCCCGCGUCUCUAGACUGUACUAUCACUUUCUCUCACGCGUCUCCAAACGUUUCCGAUCCAUCAUUGCUUCACCGGAGCUUUACGCAACUCGCUCGCGCCUAAACCGUACCGAGAAGUGUAUCUACCUUUACCUACGCUUCCCUUCUGAUCCUAAAACUUAUUGGCUCACUCUUAGCGGUCUACCUAGUCGUAACGUAGCCAACGGCUCGAGUGGCUAUUACAUGGAGCAAAUCCCAUGUCCGAACUAUUUGCGUCCCGCGCAGUCGUCGAUGCUCGUAUCCGUUGGAUCUGAUAUCUACAAGAUCGGCGGCGCUAAUCAUUUGCAUGAAUGCAAAAUAUGGAAGAGGAACUAUUGUGUAAGUGUCUCUGUCCUAGACUGUCGCACUCACACGUGGCGCCAGGCUCCGAGCAUGGGGAUGGCGCGUAACGCAAAUGCCACAGCGGCGACAUUAUUUGAUGGGAAGAUAUAUGUAGCCGGUGGAUGUGAUGAAGAUUACGUAAGUAAACCCAACUGGAUCGAAGCGUUUGAUCUGGAGACACAAACGUGGGGCCCUGUGACGAACCCUCGUAUUUUCAGACUGUACGAGGAGGAUAGAAUUAAGGGCUUUGAAGCCAAAACUGUAUCACUUGAAGGGAAGCUCUACAUUUUUGGGGAUGAUGCUGCGGUAUAUAAUCCCGAGGAAGGUAAAUGGUCAGAGUUAGGAAGGGAGCUGUAUGGUAUGUUUCGGGUAGAAAGAGAGUGUCAUUGCGUGAUUGAUGAUGUCUUGUUCUUAUGGGAUAGAUAUAAAAGAGUGUUCAAAUGGUAUGACUCCAAGUCAUAUUCAUGGAAGGAUUUGAUUGGUAUUGAAGGGUUGCCUGAACUUUCGCCCGACCCUCAAGUCUGUCAAGUGGAGAUGGUGGAUCUUGGUGGGAAGAUUGGGUUGUGGGAUCAGUAUUUGUAUACAGCGACCAAUCAGGAGUGUAGGGUUUGGUGUGCUGAGAUUGCGCUUGAGAGACGCGAUGGAGAUGAGAUGUGGGGGAAAGUUGAGUGGUUUGAUUCUGUGCUUAGAACCCACCAGUCUUGUUCUUCGUUCCACGUUGUUUCUGCUUCUGUUUGA
Messenger RNA from Brassica oleracea var. oleracea, 1230 nucleotides. RefSeq names its product putative F-box/kelch-repeat protein At1g61540. Lineage: Eukaryota; Viridiplantae; Streptophyta; Magnoliopsida; Brassicales; Brassicaceae. Gene Ontology annotation, molecular function: protein binding. The record is from RefSeq and is a predicted model, not a curated record.